AUGGAAAACCAAUACAAAUGCUACUACCUCAACUGUACCAAAGCCUAUAAGACAAAAUACAAUUUGAGAAGACAUAUUAACGCAAUUCAUUUAAAAAUUCGCAAUUUUGUGUGUUCUAUAUGCUCUAAAACUUUUGCUUGUAAGCAAAACCUCAACGAGCAUGAACUUUUGCACAAUAAGUCAAAGAGACUGUGCAAACAAGAGAGGACAAGAUUUUUUUUAAAAAAAAUAUUUUUUUAUUUUUUUUAUUUUUUUUAUUUAAAAAAUUUAUGCGAUGAGGACUAAACCUCAAUUAAAAAAUACAGAGAAUAAAGGUAUUGCAACUCCAUUUGAACUUUUAUUUAUUCAUGAAGAGUUAUUUAAAAGCAACCCUAAUAUCAAAGUCCCAAGUGGUCCUAUGCCUGUGCUUCCGCCAGUGGAUAAAAACCGUCAAUCUGAGUGGGUACAAACAAGAAUUCCAAUAUUACAUUCAUUACUUAAUAACAACCCUUAA
Molecule: messenger RNA, 493 nt
Organism: Blepharisma stoltei
Lineage: Eukaryota; Ciliophora; Heterotrichea; Heterotrichida; Blepharismidae
Source: the annotation of a GenBank genome assembly